CCCCUCCCUCUCCGGCUGACCGGCGAAGCUGUCAUCAAACCGGAGAAGAAAAUCCGGUGGAGGAAGGAACCCGUCCGGGCAGGCCUCGUCAUUCCGUCUCUGUCUCUGACUGUAAACCGCCGCAUGCCGACGCUUAUCAAUCGUUGACUGCCUUUCAAGACUGUCUGUCCGCGCCUCGCUGCGAGCGGUAUAGGUCGUCGCUCGGGCUCCAGGGACAACAGGAGAUGCGAGCGAGAAUAAGCGAGCGCACACGCCAGCCCCACGCUAGUGUGAUCGCGGCUUGACGGGGACCAGCGCCCGUUUCGGCGAUGCCACGUCACGAGAUGAACGUGCCAGACAGAUGCUGAUGUGCUGCACUUGCACGGCCAGAGAUAGGGCUCUUUUCUCCUCCUCUCUCCUCUACAGGGGAAACGCAGCGUUAGCGCCUCUUCCAUGUUUUUAGUGCAUACAAUGAUACCUGCCAGCGCCGCAUCAAUGUUACCGUCUGCAGAAGCUGCCAAAUUGUACCAGACCAAUUACGUCCGAAACUCCCGCGUCAUCGGACUCCUGUGGGCUAUAUUCACUAUUUUGUUCGGCAUCGUGAACGUGACCAUCUUCUCGCAGCCCUAUUGGAUCGGCGAUGGUGUGGACACGCCACAGGCCGGGUACUUCGGCCUCUUUCACUACUGCAUCGGGGACGGGGUGUCCAGAGAGCUGGCCUGCCAGGGCAGCUUCACCGAGUUCUCCGCCAUCCCAUCUAGGGCUUUCAAGGCCGCCUCCUUCUUUAUCGGGAUGUCCAUGAUGCUCGUGGUCACCUGCAUCGGCUGCUUCUCGCUCUUCUUCCUGCUCAGCACCUCCACUGUGUACAAGAUCUGUGGCUGGAUGCAGGCUGCUGCAGGUGUGUGUCUGGUACUGGGCUGUAUGAUCUACCCCGACGGCUGGGACAGUGAUGAAGUGCGACGGAUGUGCGGCGAGCAGACGGACAAAUACAGUCUGGGGGCCUGCUCCAUGCGCUGGGCCUACAUCCUCGCCAUUAUGGGUAUACUGGAUGCACUCAUCCUUUCCUUCCUGGCUUUCGUCCUCGGGAACCGACAGGACGGCCUCAUGACGGAGGAGCUCUUAGCAGAAAGCAAAGAGGGAGGCAAUGCUUAGCAACAUUUUAAGGGGCUCCUGUGGUCCACAGAGUUCCAUCCCUUCAACAUCACAUGAAGAUGUUUGGUUGAGCUAGCCUCUUUCGAUCGACCUGCCAAUACCCUCUGCCAUUUUGGUCCUCUUCUGUUUGCUUGCGUCCCCUUAAGCCAGUUCCCAGCACAUAGCCCGAUCACACGUAACCUACGUUCGACUCAGUGAGCCUGCAGAAAAAACACAGAAGGACCAUGGCGAGGGCGCAGACUGUUAAGCAUUACAUCAUCAACAUUAUGCACGGCAUACAUCAUCCAAUACAACUGCAUCCUGCACCGUACAACACAUUUACUAUACUCUAUGUUAACAAUGAUCUACAGUAUAUGUUCGACUGUCAAGAUUUGUGUCACAAUUAGUCGAGAUGAGAAGAAUCAAUGUACAGUAAAAUAGUUGUGUUGCGUCUUUUUUUUUUUUUUUUCAUGUAAAGGCUUGACAAUGACAUGGGAAAUUAUUUGAAACAUUUGUUAGUCUCUCUUUGUUCACAUUAAAUGAAUAAUAAAUGUAGAUUUAAGUAUGUACAGAAACUAUAUUAAGAUGCUAUUACUCAAUCCUUCCUGCACCCGUCUUGCAAUCUUUGCACUUCACUUUUCUUGCUUUUUAGUAUUUAACCCUAUAUCAAUACUUUGACUGGGGAUAGUUCAGUUUUUGUUUUUCUCUUGUGUCUCUAAUGUGUCUUAAGCUCUUUGUGUUUCUCUUUGGCCUCUUCAUAAGGUAAAUAGUUUGUGCAUACAGGGUAACAGGGUGCAACAUCAUGGUGUGGUUUAUAAAUUCAGUAUAGUCGAAAUCAAAUGGAUUUAGCUUCACAUGUCUCGUGUAAAUAGAUGUAGACACAACCUAAUAAAGGGUUAUCUAAUAGUAAUUUAAGAGAUUCCUUUAAGAAUAUAUUAAGACUUAAUAAAGAUUUUCACCUGA
Corythoichthys intestinalis (scribbled pipefish) is the source of this 2073-nucleotide messenger RNA. Its product is annotated as LHFPL tetraspan subfamily member 3 protein-like. The coding region runs from base 433 to 1131 and encodes 232 amino acids. Gene Ontology annotation, cellular component: plasma membrane. The transcript is spliced from 4 exons. The record is from RefSeq and is a predicted model, not a curated record. Gene Ontology annotation, biological process: sensory perception of sound. Lineage: Eukaryota; Metazoa; Chordata; Actinopteri; Syngnathiformes; Syngnathidae.